ACUUGAUUUAAUAAUUCACACUGCUUUUAAGAACAAAACGUGCGUUAAACAAUUAUUUUCUUGCAUUGUUUUGUACAAUUUGUAUAUUUUUAAUUGUAAAAAUUGUAUUGAAGUAGCUAAAGUGCGCGGUAGCUCAUUUCGCAUCUACAUGUUAGGUUAUGUGUACCCCAACAAGCCCCAAAUAACAUAAUUUUGAACUAGUUGUAACCAUGUCUGAUUCAGAAGAGGAAAACUACUGCUUUUUUGGGAAGCCUCUCGCGCCCUACGAUGAAGACUCCUUCCCCAAGAAAAAGCCGAUUUCGGUGGAAGACCAGAUCGCUACCGACGCUCAAGGGCGUCGCCGCUUCCAUGGGGCUUUCACCGGCGGCUUCUCCGCCGGUUUUUACAACACAGUGGGGUCCCUCGAAGGCUGGACCCCCAGCGAGUUCAAGAGCACACGAAAAGACAAGGCGACAGCUCAGCCCCAAAAACCGGAAGAUUUCAUGGACGCCGAGGAUCUGGGCCAGUUUGGGAUAGCCCCCCAGACUGUGCGCGCCACUAGUGAUUAUUCCACUAGUAAAAAGAGGAAAAGACAGGUUUUUAGCGAGGGGCCCAUCCCUGGCGAGCCUGUGCUUCACUCGUUGUUGACCAGUGGUAACGAAACAAUUGGUUAUCUCUUACUGAAGAAUAUUGGGCUAAAAGGGAAGAAUAAUGAGAGUGAAGAAAGGGUUUAUGGGUGCGAAAUGCCCAAAACUUAUGAAAUAUCAAGAGAUGAUGAAUUUUGRCAAUAUGUAAUCCCGGAUAUUUACAAGGAAUUUUUAUCAAAACCSAAAGACAAUAGUUUUGGGUUGGGGUACAUUGGGUUYGAUAAAAGUCACGUGAACUUAUUUAAAAGUUCCAAUUUGGUGAUAAGGGAACAUAAGAAGAAAAUCUCGAUAACGGGUCAAGCCUUCGGCGUGGGGGCUUUCGAAGAUGAAGAUGAAGAUAUUUACGUGAAAGAGGACAUGUCUCGUUACGAUUUCGAAUUAACAGGGGAAAAAACAACAAAAAAUAAAACCCCCAAAGAAAAAACCGUUUUCGAUGAUUUUGUCCCCAGUAAAGACACUUUACCUCAGCGAGAAAUUUUCACACCCCCRACAAUCCCUCACAGUUUCACUGGAAAACACAAAGUGAAAAGGUCGCGGUUUGAGCCUCUCCCAGCCCCUGAAACUCCUGAAAGAAUGAAUCCUGAAAUUAGGGCCCGACAAUUAGGGGAGGAAGAAGAAAAAUCCCCAAAUGAGGGAAAGAAAACUGAGGAAAAUCCCCGAAAAUUGUUGGGGCUUGACUUUGAUCGAUUCGUUUCAGCAUCGAAGCCUGAAGAUGCGUCGAAUAUUCUCGAAACGGUGGAAAAGUCGGAUUGCGUGCAUGGAACGCAAGAAAUGAGAGAUGCAGCAAAAAUGAAAAUGUUUGGGCCUUUGACGAGAAUCACCAGCGAUUGGCAGCCCUGUAGUCUUUUGUGUAAGAGAUUUAACGUCCCUGAGCCCCACUUUGAUGAAUUGAAUGCGUCAAAAAGUAGAAAACGGACAAAAAAUCUCAUUUUUGAAUACGAGAAAUUUGCUGAUGUUUCUCUAGAUCUAAAGCCAGGAUUGUCGUUGAAAGAGCCUGAAACUGAAACUGUCACAGAGGAGAAAAUUGUAAUAAUUGAGGAAAAAAAUGAAGUGGAAGAAAAAACAACUGCUAAAGACAUAACCGAGAAGAUUGACGUAGAUAAAAACAUGGAUUUGUUCAAAGCCGUUUUUUUGAGUAGUAGCGAAUCAGAGGAUGAGGAGGAAAAACAAGAUAAAACAACGGAAAUGAAAACAACUGUUUUAUCUGAUUCAUUUCUACCGAAAAUUAAACCAAUCAAAUCGGGGAUUUUAUCAGAUGUGGAUUUUUCACGUUUUGAUGAAUCAAAAUCAACGGAAAUUGAAGAAACAACUUCGAGUCAGGUUCAAGACCCACUUUCUUACGGUCCAAUGUUGCCACAAAAAUUAGUUAAAAGUGUCCCAAGUACGGGAGAAAAGCCCAUUUGCGAUCAUUCAGACGAGGAAUGGGUGGAAAAGCCGAAAAAAGAGAAGAAACACAAGGAAAAGAAGAAAAAUAAAGAUAAGAAAAGUUCACAUAAAAAGAAACAUAAGCAUAGUAAAGACAAAUGACUUAUUUCUUUGCACAUUUCAUAAUUUUUAACAAAUUUAAUUGUGUUGAUUGAACCUGUGAUAUUUAAUUAUAGUGUGAUAAUAAACAACAUUUCAGUUUAAUU
Molecule: messenger RNA, 2257 nt
Organism: Tribolium madens (black flour beetle)
Lineage: Eukaryota; Metazoa; Arthropoda; Insecta; Coleoptera; Tenebrionidae
Product: G patch domain-containing protein 1
Exons: 3
Coding region: 210-2153 (647 amino acids)
Biological process (GO): mRNA processing
Cellular component (GO): nucleus
Molecular function (GO): RNA binding
Source: RefSeq, a predicted model, not a curated record